CGCGCCCCGGGCCCAGCACGGUCCUCGUGUCCCGCGAACCAGCACCUCAAAGACCCCUGGGCCUCAGCUCCCCAGAGUCCCCUGGCCCCAGCUCUCCGAAGUCGUCGCUCGUCCCGGGACCCCUCCAAGCAGGCCAGGCCCCAAGCACUCUUGUGCGCGCUCCUGCACGCCGGGCGGUAAGGCCUGCCUGCUGCGCCUGGGGCGCGCUGCCACUUGUUGAAUCACUUCUCGUGUCGACUUUGAGAUCUUUUGUCGCCAUGCUGAGCCAUUGGGCCCCUGAGCCCACUGUCUCUGGGACUUAGUGAUUGUUAUUCUGUAAUCAGGAAGCAGGAAGUUUGACGAGAUAUGAUGGACCCUUAAGGGAAUCCUCAGAGCACAUACUCCCCAAGGACCUGUGGAAGGUGACUUGGAAGUGUAUUCCGAAGCCACUUCUCUGCGUAGACUGAAGGGUGUGUAAAGACACAGCCCUGAAGAGUCCAUGGAAGUGGGUCAGCAUCCUUAAGUCAGAGCUAUAACCCUCAGUUUUAGCUCAGACCUGAUGGCUUGAGCCUGCUGCGAUGUCCAGUGCUCUGGAAAUCCAGUGCCCAUAGAUGUGGACGAAGGAAGAGCUCCGACCAUGGUCACUCUUAUCACAGAGAAGCUGCAGAACCAGAGUUUGGAUGACCUUACCCGAAGGGCCCAUGAGGCUGGCCCGUACUCUGCUGAGAAACUGAACAAAAGUGGCCAUUUGUUCCCUUUGGAGAUUGGCGUAGACAAGAGUCCCUGGAAGGCCUUACAUGGAGGAUGGCCCAUUGGCAGCCAGGCAGCCUCAGGCCCCUUCCCGUUGGGCUCACUUGGUGUGUCUCACACCGAAGGUCUCAAAUGGCAGCUGGCAUCUCCAGGGCCUGUGGAUGUGGGCAGCUUCUUGGACCUCCGUGAGAGCACAGGGCCACCUGCAGCACCACCGACCAAGCGACACUGCCGGUCCUUGUCAGAACCAGAGGAACUGGCUCGAUGCCGCUCCCCAUGGCGUCCUAGUGGCUCCAAGGUGUGGACUCCCGUCUCUAAGAGGAGAUGCAACAGUGGUGGGAGCGCCACUCUGCAGUGCCGCAGUGGCCCUGGGGACCCUGCCUCACCACUGACACCGCGGCCAGCUUCAGCCAGUAGUGGCUUUGUGGAUGGCAGUGAAGGCAUUGCAAGCUCAGGUCCACCUUGGCUUUCUGCAGGGCCCUCCUCGUUUUCCUCCAGGCGCCGACUGUCUCUCUCACAAGAGCACCUUGUAGUUCCAAGCGCCUGCCUGCCUUCAGCCAGCAGCACCCCCACAUCCACACCUGAGCUAGGCCGGCACCAUGGCCUGCUGCGGUGCCGCUCACAGCCUUGUGUAUUGGAUGGGAGGAGGGUCCGUCGAAAGCGGAGACGGGAGGAGGAUGCCAGGUGGACACGCCCAUCCCUGGACUUUCUGAAAAUGACGCGGACUCUAAAAAAUUCAAAGAGCCUUUGUUCCCUGGACUAUGAAGAUGAUGAGGACAACACCCAGGCGAAGACUGUUGUGUCCUCCCCAUGUAACUCGCAGGGCCUUGUGGGUAUCAUCACACCUGGCUCUAGCCCAAGGAUUCCCAGGCCUGGUCCUACCAGUCCCAGUGCCUGGGCUUCAGGAGAGCCGGAGGCCAGCAUAGGAGAGGAUGGGAGCAGUGGGGAACCCAGUGACUGGGACAGUGCAGGAGAGGACGGCAUCUUCCCACUGGACCAGGAUGGCCUGGACCUGGAGCAGAUCGAGAGCAACUGACUUGCAGCUGAGCAGUGGUUGCUGUUCGCCACCUCGGUGCCUGACCAGUGGAAAUACCUUGUGUGUUCUUUUGAAAAUUGAGGCGUAAUUUUGAUUCAGUUUUUCCUAAAGAAGUAUUUUGCAUUUCUAUGGCUUCUACAGUUUGGGAGAGCUUCUCUAUUUUGAAAUGGGUUUUCAGAGGAUUCUAUUAAACAUGGUUCUGCCUAGA
Molecule: messenger RNA, 1973 nt
Organism: Phodopus roborovskii (desert hamster)
Lineage: Eukaryota; Metazoa; Chordata; Mammalia; Rodentia; Cricetidae
Gene: Fam53a
Product: family with sequence similarity 53 member A
Exons: 5
Coding region: 617-1765 (382 amino acids)
Biological process (GO): protein import into nucleus
Cellular component (GO): nucleus
Source: RefSeq, a predicted model, not a curated record